Messenger RNA from Linepithema humile (Argentine ant), 2902 nucleotides. Its product is annotated as myb-like protein D. Gene Ontology annotation, molecular function: chitin binding. The record is from RefSeq and is a predicted model, not a curated record. Gene Ontology annotation, cellular component: extracellular region. Lineage: Eukaryota; Metazoa; Arthropoda; Insecta; Hymenoptera; Formicidae.
AAGAGGAAAUAGCGCAACUGAAAUUUCACGAUUGUCCUCAAAAUGGAUAAACAUCACAGUGUAUGGUUAACGAUCUUUCUGACGUUUAUCUUUUGCUAUAAAGUAGCGUUUAGUCAACUGACUGUUUUUGACAGCGAAGUUAUUAUAAUACGUCCCCCAGAAAAACCAAGUAAAUGCAAUGCUGAACUAGAAUGUAUCGAUUGCAACAAGGGAAGAAUAUGCAUACAAAAAAACAAUGAAUUGAUUGAAUUAGCUCAUAUAAUUUGCGACCCUACUACAGACAAGCCUUAUUGCAACAAUGGUGUAUGUUCAAAGACUCCAGGAUCCAAAUGCGACCAAAAACCUUCAUCGUUUUCCUGUCCGGCCGAUGGCAUGUAUCCUGACCUGACAGAUUGCACGCGUUACUAUAUAUGUGCAAAUAACGAAGUAAGGACGAACCAAUGUCCGCCAAAUAACGUCCACGAUCCUACAAAAGGCGUCUGCAAAUAUAGACGUUCCUCCAGCGAUUGCGUAAUGAUAAAUUGCGUUGGUCAGGAAGGAAGGAAGUUCGUGUAUCCGCUAGACAAUCGCAUUUAUGGAAUAUGUCUGCUUGGCAAGCCAUACAUUCUUAACCGAUGCAAGGAUUACGAGAAAUUUGACCUCACUCAGGGAAAAUGUGUAAGAUACUGUAGGACGGGUGGCAAUCAACCGCCUGACGAUCUUACAAACCCCAAAUCCUGUGGAAAAUACUUUCUGUGUGCUGAAGUGUCACCCGGUAAAUACGAGCCGUGGGAGAUGUCCUGCGCAGCUAAUGAAGGAUACGAUCCGAAGAUAAAUGGCUGCUCGAAGGACGUAACCUGCUCGAAAAAAAACGACGAAAGUGAUACAACGCAAUUUUUAUACAUUAUUAACAAUUCUGGGAGUAAUAAUAGUGAUAACAACGUCUCGAACGGCAAUGAUAAUGUCGAUGGAAAUUUGGUGAACGGCAAUAAUAAUGGUGACAAUUCCAAUUCUGGAAAUGUUAGAGCGCGAUCUUUAUUCAUUGUCAAUAAUUCUGGAAAUAGUAGUAAUAAUAACAACAUCUCAAACGGCAACGAUGACGUCAAUGGAAAUUUGGUGAACGGCAAUAACAAUGGUAACAAUACCAAUUCUGGAAAUGUUGCACCGCUAUCUUUAUUUAUUAUUAAUAAUUCUGGAAAUAAUAAUAAGAAUAAUACUCUAUCAAAUGGCGAUGAUGAUGUCAAUGGAAAUUUGAUGAAUGGCAAUAACAAUGGUAACAAUACCAAUUCCGGAAAUGUUGCACCGCGAUCUUCAUAUAUUGUUAAUAAUUCUGGAAAUAAUAAUAGUAAUAACAACGUCUCGAACGGCAAUGAUACCUUCGAUGGAAAUUUGGUGAAUGGCAAUAAUAAUGGUGAUAAUACCAAUUCCGGAAAUGUUGCACCGCGAUCUUUAUUCAUUAUCAAUAAUUCUGGAGGUAAUAAUAAGAAUAAUACUGUAUCAAAUGGCGAUGAUAAUGGAAAUUUGGUGAACGGUAACAAUAAUGGUGAUAAUUCCAACUCUGGAAAUGUUACAGCGCGGUCUGCAUUCAUUGUUAAUAAUUCUGGAAAUAAUAAUAAAAAUAAUACUGUAUCAAAUGGCGAUGAUGACGUCAAUGGAAAUUUGGUGAACGGCAAUAACAAUGGUAACAAUACCAAUUCCGGAAAUGUUGCACCGCUAUCUUUAUUUAUUAUUAAUAAUUCUGGAAAUAAUAAUAAGAAUAAUACUGUAUCAAAUGGCGAUGAUGAUGUCAAUGGAAAUUUGGUGAAUGGCAAUAACAAUGGUAACAAUACCAAUUCCGGAAAUGUUGCACCGCGAUCUUCAUAUAUUGUUAAUAACUCUGGAAAUAAUAAUAGUAAUAACAACAUCUCAAACGGCAACGAUGACGUCAAUGGAAAUUUGGUGAACGGCAAUAACAAUGGCAACAAUACCAAUUCCGGAAAUGUUUCACUGCUAUCUUUAUUUAUUGUUAAUAAUUCUGGAAAUAAUAAUAAGAAUAAUACUGUAUCAAAUGGCGAUGAUGAUGUCAAUGGAAAUUUGGUGAAUGGCAAUAACAAUGGUAACAAUACCAAUUCCGGAAAUAUUAAAAAGAAUAAUUCUAACGUAUCUCUGUUAAUUAUUAAUAACUCUGGAGAUAGUAACAAUAAUAAUAAUGUGUCCAACGGUAAUGAUAACGUCAAUGGAAACUUAGUAAACGGCAAUAAUAAUGGCAACAACCAGCAAUCAGGCAAUAUAAAACGGCGUAGCGUGUCGUCUGUUCCUUUAAUAAUUAAUAACUCUGGUAAUAAUAACAGCAACAACGAUGUAUCGAAUGGUAACGACAAUGUCGAUGGAAAUAUCGUAAAUGGAAAUCAUAAUGGAAACAACAAUAAUUCCGGCAAUGUUAGAAAGAAUGAUCAGUAUACAUCUUUCAUAAUUAAUAAUUCAGGCAGCAACAACAACAAUAACAAUAUAUCCAGCGGAAACGAUAGUAUCGAUGGAAACAUUGUGAAUGGAAAUGGCAAUGGAAAUAAUGAUAACACUGGCAAUGUAAAUUGUUCUAGUGAACAAGAGGAGGAUUUGGAAUUGCCAGAAGAUGUUAAAAACUUUUUACGUUUUGUCAUUGAUUGGGUAAUACGUAUAGUUGUGGAUAUAAGAAGCAACCCAUAAAAUUAUUUGCUGCAUUAACAAACAAGAUUACAGUUUGUGUAUAUUAAAACUCUACAAAUAACAUUUUUUGCAAUUCUUUAUUUUGUUGUUAAAAUUUGAUAAUAUUAAAUAAAAUUAUAAUAAUGGUCAUUAAAUAAUUACUAAAUAAGAUCAAUAUUGCAGUAGGAUGUUUAUAAUUCAUCAAAGUUAUGUGUUAUCUAAUUUAUAUCCUGUGAAAUUAAUAUGCGAAUUAUCUUUU